This is a messenger RNA of Ziziphus jujuba (common jujube), 634 nucleotides long. RefSeq lists its product as uncharacterized. Bases 3 to 479 code for a protein of 158 amino acids. Lineage: Eukaryota; Viridiplantae; Streptophyta; Magnoliopsida; Rosales; Rhamnaceae. The transcript is spliced from 2 exons. The record is from RefSeq and is a predicted model, not a curated record.
AGAUGGACAUUGGAGAGGAGUUCUUGACCUAUUCUAUAAUGAGGAGUCUUCCAUCACAGUUUGAUAAUAUAAGGUCGAGUUUGAAUACUAAGAAAGAAGGUUGUAGUUUGGAGGAAUUGACUACUAUCCUUGUCAAGGAAGAGGAUGAUAUUAAAUUAAGUAAGUCUAGGUCUGUUGCUAUGGUUUCACAUCAGGUAGAUAAGUCCAAGAAGUUUUUCCAAAAGAAGGGACAUGGAUUCAAGCCAGGACAAGGUUUCAAGCCUGGGCAGGGUUUUAACCCCAAUAGGAAGAAGUUUUCUGGUAUGAAGCCUAAAGGACCUAGGGAUGGUGGUUUUCAGAUUAGAGAAAGGAAAGAGUACUUCAAUGGAAGGUGUGGAUACUGCAAUAAAGUUGGGCACAAGAAGAUAGACUGUUGGACCUUAAAGGGAAAGCAAGAGAAGAAAGGGGAUGAUAAGCCGAAGGGGCCCAACCAAUCUUGAGCAGCAUGUUUAUAUGGGAGAUAGCUCAAGAGUGAAGGUGGACAUUGUGGGAACAAUCAAGUUGAAGCUUUCCACUGGAUAUGCUUUGGAGUUGCAAGAAGUUUCUUAUGUACCUUCAAUAAGAAGAAACUUGUUAUCUAUUUCUGUUUUGGAUA